Dichomitus squalens LYAD-421 SS1 is the source of this 1462-nucleotide messenger RNA. RefSeq names its product argininosuccinate synthetase. The record is from RefSeq and is a predicted model, not a curated record. Gene Ontology annotation, biological process: L-arginine biosynthetic process; urea cycle. The transcript is spliced from 6 exons. Bases 45 to 1289 code for a protein of 414 amino acids. Gene Ontology annotation, cellular component: cytoplasm. NCBI's taxonomy places the organism in Eukaryota, Fungi, Basidiomycota, Agaricomycetes, Polyporales, Polyporaceae. Gene Ontology annotation, molecular function: argininosuccinate synthase activity; ATP binding.
UCUCGCUCUCAUCCUCUCGUCUUCACCUCAUCGGCCAAUCCGACAUGCCAGAGUCCAAGGGCCGCGUUCUCCUCGCCUACUCCGGAGGUCUUGACACCUCAUGUAUCCUCGCUUGGCUCAUCGAACAGGGCUAUGAAGUCAUCGCGUUCAUGGCCGAUGUCGGUCAGGAGGAGGACUUCGAGGCUGCGCGCAAGAAGGCUCUCGCUGUUGGUGCGAAGAAGUUCUACCUCGAGGACUUGAAGCGCGAGUUCGUUACUGAGCUAAUCUACCCCGCACUCCAGGCGAACUGCAUCUACGAGAAUGUCUACCUGCUCGGCACUUCCCUCGCGCGCCCCAUCAUUGCCCGCGGCAUGAUGUCUGUCGCCGAGAAGGAGGGCUGCGACUACGUCUCGCACGGCUGCACCGGCAAGGGCAACGACCAGGUCCGCUUUGAGCUCGCCUUCUACGGCCUCAAGCCCGACAUCAAGGUCAUCGCCCCCUGGCGCAUCCCCGAGUUCUACCGCCGCUUCGCCGGCCGCCAGGCGCUCCUCGCCUACGCCGCCGAGAAAAACAUCCCCGUCCAGCAGACCGCGGCGAAGCCCUGGUCGACGGACGAGAACCUCUUCCACAUCUCGUACGAGGCCGGCAUCCUCGAGGACCCCAACACGACGCCCCCCGCGGACAUGUGGAAGCUCACGGUCGACCCCGAGCUCGCGCCGCAGACGCCGCAGCGGAUCUCGAUCGAGUUCGCGCAGGGCCUGCCCGUGAAGGUCGAGGUGCCGGACGAGGGCAAGACGUACACGGACGGCGUGGAGAUCUUCCUCGCGCUGAACGCGCUCGCGCGCAAGCACGGGAUCGGGCGGAUCGACAUCGUCGAGAACCGGUUCAUCGGCGUCAAGUCGCGCGGGUGCUACGAGUCCCCGGGCGCGACGAUCCUGCGCGCGGCGCACGUCGACCUCGAGGGCCUCACGCUCGACCGCAACGUGCGCGCGCUGCGCGACCAGUUCGUCACGAUCGAGCUGAGCCGGAUACUGUACAACGGGCACUGGUUCACGCCCGAGCGCGAGUUCGUCGCGAGCGCGAUCCCCGCGAGCCAGCGCACGGUGAACGGCGUCGUCAGGCUGAAGCUGUACAAGGGGAACGUGGUCGUCGAGGGGCGCGUCUCGGACGAGGGCCUGUACGACGAGAAGGAGAGCUCGAUGGACGAGCUGGGCGGGUUCGAGCCCACGGACACGACGGGCUUCAUCGCGAUCGAGUCGAUCCGGAUCAAAAAGUGGGCACAGGCGAACAUCCGCAAGGGCCGCGUUUGAGUCUCGUAUGACUAGCAGGGAGGGUCGACCAAAAAUCAUAUAGACUGUAAUAUCAUCCCAGUAUGUACGUGUCGUUGAGUGUGGGAGAUGGAGUCAAUGGACGAUAUAUUAGACAGGCAUCCUGUGCUCGAAGUGCGUGUCACAUGUAUUUCCCGAGGCCGCGUGUUGCUUUU